This is a messenger RNA of Calliphora vicina (urban bluebottle blowfly), 2625 nucleotides long. RefSeq lists its product as uncharacterized. NCBI's taxonomy places the organism in Eukaryota, Metazoa, Arthropoda, Insecta, Diptera, Calliphoridae. The record is from RefSeq and is a predicted model, not a curated record. Gene Ontology annotation, molecular function: DNA binding. The transcript is spliced from 2 exons. The coding region runs from base 172 to 2517 and encodes 781 amino acids.
UGUACGUAUCGUGACUGUUUUGAGCCGAACAGUUUGUGUACCGGUUUGUUAAAGGGAGUGUGUAUCUGUAGUUUUGCAACGUUUCAUAAGCAAAGCAACUUUACGUUAAUUGUGUACAACAAAUAAAAAAACAACAGACAGUUGAAUUAAAGUAGAACAAACAAACACAAAAUGGUAUCCAAUCCCAGAUGUGAUGUAUGGAAGUAUUUUGAUAAUAUUGUUGAUGAAGGCGUUGCGGUGUGUAAGCUCUGUAAGCAGCGUUUGAAAAACGAUCGCAGUUGGAGUUUGAGGAAACAUUUAAAAAAACUGCACAACACCAAGAGUGAAAUCUGGAAUUAUUUUGAUAAUAUUGUGGGCCAGGGUAUGGCAGUAUGCAAACAAUGCAAGCAGCGUGUAAGGAACAAUCGCAGUUUUAAUUUAACACAGCACUUGGAAAAGGCACAUAAUAUCAUAGUACCUAACAUCGAGGAUGAGAUCAACAAAAAGGAGCUGGCUGCUCAAACUGGCAAUAAAGAAAUGAGGACAACAGUUAACAAUGCAAUAGUUUACAUUACAGAUGACGAAUCCAAGGAUGAGGCUGUUGCUCAAACAAGCCAAGCCAAUGUAUCCAUUGUAGAGAAUACUACACCAAUUGUAGUGAAUACUGCUCCUAUUGUAAGUAAUACUGAGCCUAUUGUAAUUUCCCAUGAUUAUGAACCUGAGGAAACUCUAUCUAAAGAUACAAGCCAUGCAGAAAUACCGCCAAGUGAUAUAACUGUUUCUAAACGUAGAAUGUCUAGAUCUCCGGGAGCAAAUGCGCAUGCUUAUAAACGAGCAAAAACACAUUUGGCCAUUAAAAUCGAUGAAAAAACCCUAAUAUCAGCUAUAUGGGGUCUCAUGAUAGAGGAUGGUGUUACACCUUUACUGUUUGGUUCUAAAAACAUGCAGGCCCUAAUACAGCCUCUUUGUGAUGCGAUAUUCGAACAACAGAAUAAAGAACUUAAGAUAGAUGAGUCUGAAAGCGAAAGACUUCUAUGUUUGGUGGCCAAUCAUAUUCGGAGUAGUUUUUCCAAUGAUCUAGACUGUCGAUUGCUAUCUUUAAAACUGGAUACGGACAUCAAUGGUCCAGAAAACACCUUUUGUGUUAGUACUUUAUUUGUCGAUAAUGGGCAGACACAAAAACGCACUUUGGGAAUAAUAGAUCUUAAGGAUGAUCCUCAGCUAACUGAGCAACAUAUUAAACAAGUUUUACACAAAUUUAAUAUUGAUUCAAAUCAAAUUAUAGGUAUUUUUUGGGACAACACCAAGCCCAAUUAUAAUAGACAGGUGCAAAACUGUGAAUAUUUGAAGGAAAUCGAAAAGUUCGAAAAAUAUCCAGAAAUACAAUUUAGCGACAUUAUGGUUGAGCGUUAUGUUGGUGUUACAGCCCAGCUCUGUAUGUUGGAUAUUUUUAAAAAUUCCCAUAUUAUACAACCAUUUUUAGAAUGCCGUAAUUUCGCCAAGUUUAUUCAAGAUGAAUCGAAUGGUUACUAUGGUGUUUUUGAGCAGAAUAAUUUAAAUAUUCCCCAAUUGGAUUCUCCCUGGAAAUGGGGUUCUACUUAUAAAAUGAUGCACGAUUUGCAGGAAGCUCGCAACAUUUUUAAAGAUACUAAUAUUCAGAAAAUCGAAAACCGCCAAGAUCAAUUUAAUGUCAACGAUAAAAUGUGGCUGUUUAUUGACGCCUUCUGUGAAUCGACGAGUUUUAUACAAAAAUCUAUUAUUAAAUUCUACAGCGAGGAAAUGACCUUUUUCGAUUUCUAUCCCCAAUGGCUAAAGACCAAACUGCUAACAACAAAACUAGCAACAGCCAGUAAUAUGGAAAAUACUUACAUCACUACUAUUUCAGUCGAAUUGUUGAAAAGCAUUGAGGCAAGAUCGAAAGAGCUCUUGGGUAAGGAUUGUUUUGAAGCUUGUUUGUAUUUGGAUCCACGUUUUCAGCACACUUUAGGUGAGGAAGAGAAAACAAAAGCCUUGGAAUAUUUAAAAGGCAUAUGGAAUCGUUAUAAAAUCUAUAAUGUAGAUAUUAUAAAUGCUGCCGCGGAGGAAAACGCUGCGUCUUCACGAUUCGAUGAUGCUGAAGACGCCUUUCUAAAUGAAUUCCUUUGUCAGGAUGCUCCAGAAUGUGAUCUUAGAACUACAGAUGUUUUUAAGAAAAUCGAGAGUUUUAAAAUACCAUUUAAACCUGUCGACACGAAUGUUUUAUCGUUUUGGAAUAUGCUGAAAUCAAGUGAUCCCGAAAUGUAUUCCUUAAGUGCAAUUUGUUUUGCCAUACCAACCACUCAGAAUUAUAAUAAAAAUCGCUACGCAAAUAUUUAUCAAACGGAGACCCUUUCAAAAUUAUCACCAUUUACAAGAGACAAUCUUGUAAGCAUUCGUUUAAAUUCCCAACUUCUGCAGGGCAAUCUUGAGCAAUUUGGAAUUUUCCACGAGGCCAUAUCAUCCGACGAAGAUGAAGUUCAAAUAAUCGACAGCAAUGAAGCGGCCACCACAAAUAUCUAAUUAAAUAAUUACUCUAAAAUUUCGUUAUUGAAGUGAAUUGGUUUUGAAUUACUUAUUUAACAAUAAAUAUUUAUGUACGCUGAAAAUACAUUUAAAAAGUUAACUAUA